Molecule: messenger RNA, 1095 nt
Organism: Ochotona curzoniae (black-lipped pika)
Lineage: Eukaryota; Metazoa; Chordata; Mammalia; Lagomorpha; Ochotonidae
Product: extracellular serine/threonine protein kinase FAM20C-like
Exons: 9
Biological process (GO): protein phosphorylation
Cellular component (GO): Golgi apparatus
Molecular function (GO): protein serine/threonine kinase activity
Source: RefSeq, a predicted model, not a curated record
AUGGCGGGCUCCGCGACUGGCGCCGAGGAGGAGGUGGAGAAGGACCACAAGAAGCAGGAGGAAGAGCUGGAUUACCACGAGGACGUGGUCCUCCUCCAGGAGCUGGAGGACCACAAGGAGGUGGAGGAACAGGAGGUGAAGCAGCAGAAGGUGGAAGACCACAGGGGGAGCAGAAGUUGGAGAAGCAUGUGGAGGACCUUGCUGCAAACCAGGGAGCAGGAGAUUCCCCCAGACCUUUUUUAUUUCUCCAACUAUGAGAGGCACAAUGCAGAGAUCGCUGCCUUCCACCUGGACAGGAUCCUGGACUUUCGUCGAGUGCCCCCCAUGGCCGGCAGGGUGGUCAACAUGACCAGGGAGAUCUGGGACAUCACGCGGGACAAGAAGCUGUGGAGGACCUUCUUCACCUCUCCAGCUAACAACAUCUGCUUCUACGGGGAGUGCUCAUACUACUGCUCCACAGAGCACGCCCUGUGCGGGAAGCCAGGCCAGAUCGAGGGGUCCUUGGCAGCCUUCCUGCCUGACCUGUCCCUGGCCAAGAGGAAGAUGUGGCAGAACCCCUGGCGGCACUCCUACCACAAGCGCAAGAAGGCAGAGUGGGAAGUGGACCCUGACUACUGUGAGGAGGUGAAGCAGACACCGCCCUACGACAGCAGCCAGGGCAUCCUGGACAUCAUGGACAUGACCAUCUUUGACUUCCUCAUGGGGAACAUGGGCCACCACUAUUGUGAGACCUUCGAGAAGUUCGGCAAUGAGACAAUCCUCAUCCACCUGGACAAUGGCAGGGGGUUCGGGAAGUAUUCACACGAUGAGCUUUCCAUCCUGGUGCUGCUAUAGCAGUGCUGCAGGAUCAGGGAGUCCACCUACCUGCGGCUGCAACUGCUGACCAAGGAGGAGUUCAAGCUGAGCUUGCUGAUGGCUGAGUCACUGCAGCGGGACAAGGUGGUGCCUGUCCUGUACCAGCUGCACCUGGAGGCCCUGGAUCAGCGGCUGCACAUGGUGCUGCAGGCUGUACAGGACUGCAUUGAGAAAGACGGAAUGCCCAGUGUGGUGGAGGCGGACCUGGGCCCUGAACACAGAGCGGUCCCCGUGAGGUAG